AUGGGCUACGAGCUCUUUGCCAAACGCCUUCUAGAGUCUAAAGUUGUGUUUAAGUUGGGAGAUAGCAAGGUCAGAACGGAUGCAGGUCUUGCUAAGCGUGCCAAGGCCCAGAGGUCCACAAUCGACUGGCAUCAUACCCGCAAAGUCUUGAUGCACAGUUACGGACAGGCCCACGGGUUCACUCCUCCAAAGCAGGGAUAUUUUGGAGCCGAAGAGGGCAGCUCUAGAGGCGAACUCGAAGAAGAUCAGAUGAGCGAUUCUGAGGAGCUUCAUGUUGUGGAUAAGGACAAGAGCACCUCCGACAAAGACGUACCUGAGCUCAGUCGAUCACUGGAUGAGGUUGAGGCCUUCCUGAAGGCAUAUGGCCGGAGUACCGGUACCGCUGGCGCAGACUCGGCCACCGCCGUCUCGGUCAAUAAGGCUAUUACCGCUAUCAUGGGAGAUAUGCACCGCGGAAUCAACACCCACGAAGGUGUUUUCGACCCGGCCAGCGCGGAUGCUGAUGAUGUUGAAACCGGUAGUGGGUCAGACCAGGACCGACGCCAUGUGCUCUCAUUCGAGAAGAAGGGCAGGCAAAUGCUACGCCUCUACUUCGAAAGCUUGGAACUCCGCACUGGCGGCGAAAUCCUGCAGUGGUACGCCCAGAACCGAGACCAGAUACCAAGGAAGUGCUACCGUGUGUACAGUGUCGGCUCAGGGUGGUUUCCAGUCGAUCUCCUGAAGGCGGGCAAGUGGCCUGAGAUGGGCCGUGUCACCUUUGACGAGGCCCAUACGAUCCGAAACCUCGACUCGAUCUUUUACAUCGGGGCACGCCUCGUACCGGCCCACGAAAUGCUUCUAGCCACAGUUAACCCCCAGUUCAACGGUACCCACGAUAUCCUUGCUUACGCCAGCCUCUUUGCUGCCCGGUCCGGUUUGGACCGAUACUUCGACGCCGCCCCAGGGGUUGAGUGUUCUGCAGUGAUAAAGGGUGUGAAGUCAUCGGAAGAGGUCGUUGGAAAAGCCUACGUUACUCUGCAGCAGAUGGAAGAUACAUCGUUUAUCGACCAGCUACACCAGUGGGCCAAUAAGAAUCUUGCGCGCCCCACUUUCCUCUCGUCUUUCAUUUCACUACGGCGAAUGAAGACACGACUACGCGCCGGCGACCGGGACAUCUACCCCCGUGCUUCGCUCCCUGAAUUCCGUGUCCGGACUGUCAAAUUCUCGUUUCAGCCCAAAAACGAAAACCUUCGGACCAUGCAACAUCUCGCCAGCGCUGCUGUAAAGUUCAUGUACACAAUACUGGACUCUACAGACCAGAACGACAAAUCCAAGUCAGCGCAGACCAAAGAGCAGCGAACCAGCCGGCGCAAGCUACUACGGGAUAUCAAAGAGGCGUUGAACCUCCGGGAAGGGAGAGAGGGCUCUAUUGCAAUGGCUUUGCAUCGGAUCCUAACCUUGAUCUCCUUCGACAUGCGGAAUUAUCGCCUACUAUUUGACAAAACCGUCUUUGACUGUGAUCCUCUGGUAAAGUUAUCCGACGACGAGGUCAAAAAGCUGCACUGAAUUCCUGGGACGAACCAGCCUCGCCCUGCGUCACCAGAAACCCUUGGGAGUGCGAAAACCGCCCCCGUGGCCAAGACUCGUCUUGGCUCCGAGGACAUUAGAAAGCUAGC
This is a messenger RNA of Lasiosphaeria miniovina, 1655 nucleotides long. RefSeq lists its product as uncharacterized. The transcript is spliced from 3 exons. Bases 1 to 1545 code for a protein of 514 amino acids. The record is from RefSeq and is a predicted model, not a curated record. Lineage: Eukaryota; Fungi; Ascomycota; Sordariomycetes; Sordariales; Lasiosphaeriaceae.